Messenger RNA from Anisakis simplex (herring worm), 177 nucleotides. Lineage: Eukaryota; Metazoa; Nematoda; Chromadorea; Rhabditida; Anisakidae. The record is from the annotation of a GenBank genome assembly.
UUGUGGAAACAAAUGGAUGAAAAAUUGGAAGACAAAGCAAAAAGUCACAAUUUGAGUGCAGUCAACGUAAAAACAAUCCUUCACGUGAGUUAUACAAUAAUAUGCACAAACACAUUAUACGAAAGUGUCCGUUCAGUUGCCGACCCCUUAAUUGAUUCACAACGCAAACCUGAAUAA